This is a messenger RNA of Entrophospora candida, 1669 nucleotides long. Lineage: Eukaryota; Fungi; Glomeromycota; Glomeromycetes; Entrophosporales; Entrophosporaceae. The record is from the annotation of a GenBank genome assembly.
AAUCACACGACAUCCUAAUUGUAUUAUCAGAAUACCAUCAAUUGAUGUAAUGUCAAUAAAAACAAAAUUAUCUACCACCGUUACUGCAAGAUAUUAUUAUUUAUCAAGUUCAACUAGACAUGUAACAAAUAAACAACAGCAAUUACCAAGAAUAAUAGUUCAGGAUGAUAAAAAAGAACAAAAAUCUAAUAACCAAAAUAAAUCCACUUUUACUAAUACAACAUCAAAUAAACCCACACCUAAUAAAUCCUCUCCAAUUGACAAUAAAUCCAAUGUCGCCGCCACCACCGCCAUUAACAGUGGUAGUGGUAUUGGUAAUGACCAAUCAAAGAAACAAGGCGAAUCUGGUAAAGUAGCAGCAUCAGUAACAAAGACAACAAGCAAAUUUAUAUUUGGUGUGACAUUUUUGGGUGGAGUGACGUAUGGUAGCGCAGUUUAUUAUUCAUUAAAGAAUGAUGCUUUUCGUGGUAUGUUCACAAAACAUGUAUAUGGUGCAGAACAAGUUGUUGAUUAUGUUGGGGAUUUGCAUAGGCAAGGAACUUUUGAUAGACUCGAAAGAAAUUUGACAGAUAUUACUCAGUAUACAAAAGUAAAAGGCAAAGAAAUUUAUUAUAAUUUGAAUACUAAAAUAUCUGAAAUUAUUAAAUCUGAUGAUGUUGUUAAAAAAGAAAACGAAGAGAAUACAAAAGACAAAGAAAUUUAUCAUAAUUCGAAUACUAAAAUAUCUGAAGUCCUGAAAUCUGAUGACGACGUUAAAAAAGAAGAACAAGAGAAUAUACAACAACAGUUGAAUGAACAAACAUUGAAACUUAAUCAAAUACUGGCAUCCCAUGAGAAAGCUGUUGAUGAAUAUAUUAGAGGCAAGGAAGAAGAGAUGAAAAGACAAUUCGAAGGAGAUAAACAAAACAUCUAUAACGAAUUUAAUCAACAUCUUGUCACUGAACUGAAGAGACAAUUAACGAAACACAAAGAAGAAUUGAAGAAUGAACUUAUUAGACAAGCUAUAAAUUUAGAACGUGGGUGGAACAGGGAUGCGAAGUUGUUGGUUGAGCAAGAAAGAGCAGGACGACUGGCCAGACUUGAUCAUAUUUGUCAACGAUUAAAAAUACUUGAACUAUUAAGUGCUGACAAUGCAGAACAUUUAGACAAAAGUCUGAAAGCACAUAAAUUAUGGCGUGUAUUAAAAUCAUUACAAGAAAUUAUUAAUAGUAAACUUGAUGGCGAUAAGAGACCGUUCAGCAAUGAGAUAGCAACGCUGAAGAAGAUAGGAUCAGGCGAUGAGGUGAUCGUCACAGUUUUAUCAACCAUAGAUGAUUCAAUCAGCAGCAAUGGAAUAGAAUCAACCAUCAACUUAUCAAACAGAUUUAACAAUGUUAAACAAGCGAUUAGACGCGCAUCUUUAAUACCAGAAGAAGGAGGAGGAGUGUUUGCACAUUUGCUAUCACAUAUAUUAUCUAGGCUGUUAUUCCAUAAACAUGGAUUAGUUGAAGGAAAUGAUGUUGAGGCAAUAUUGGCCAGAACUCAAUAUUACCUUGACAGUAAUGAUUUAGAUAAUGCAACACGUGAAUUAAAUCAAUUAGUCGGUUGGCCUAAAAAAUUGGCAGAAGAUUGGUUAAAGGCUGCCAGAAAUCAUUUAGAAAUCAAACAAGCCAUUGAGGUUAGUAUAUAA